Messenger RNA from Microplitis demolitor, 1632 nucleotides. Its product is annotated as lactosylceramide 4-alpha-galactosyltransferase. The transcript has 5 exons. Gene Ontology annotation, molecular function: alpha-1,4-N-acetylgalactosaminyltransferase activity. Gene Ontology annotation, biological process: glycosphingolipid biosynthetic process. The coding region runs from base 374 to 1438 and encodes 354 amino acids. Lineage: Eukaryota; Metazoa; Arthropoda; Insecta; Hymenoptera; Braconidae. The record is from RefSeq and is a predicted model, not a curated record.
UCAGACCAAUGUUUAAUCAUCUCAUGUUUUUAUAAAUUAUUUUAAAAAUAUUAUUUUUUUUUAAAUAUUUAACUACAAAUUUAAAUUCAAAAAUAUAAGCGUUCAUUUGUAACAGUUGUAGUACUGGUUUUUAUUUAAUUUUUUUUUAACUCUCAAGGAAGUGUUAACACUUGUUGAUUGUUAACUCUGUAAAGGUAACAAUGAAUAUAUAAUAAAUAACUUAGUCAGCAAGUAAGUCGUAUAUAAAUAAAUUUUUUACCUGUCAGUUUUUGUGGGAAAAUUAACACAGGAAAAAAUUUCAAAAAAAUGAGUGGUGCACUUGCACAUAAAAAAUUAUUUAGCAGAAAUUAUUUUUGAAAUUCCAUAUAAAAAAAUGAAGCGGAAAUUUGGAAUCGUUUGUGGACUAAGUGCGAUAUUCUGUUUACUAUGGGUUUUUUUCAACAAUAUCAGUAAUGGGAGUGUCAUUAAUGAGGGCGUACUUAGUGAUGAAGAAAAAUUAAUUAUUAAUAAAGAAAUUUCCUGUUACUUUGAUCAUUCGAGAAUAGAUUCCAUAGAACCGUUCAAUGAAAAAGACAUAACUGGAGACAAUAACAUAUUUUUUAUUGAAACUUCUUGCUUUGGAGAUAGAGGAAUAGUUCUAGAUGCAAGACAAUGUUGUUCUAUUGAAUCAGCAGCGAAGAUGAAUCCAAAAAUGAAAAUUUAUCUCCUGAUUUUGAGUCCUUUGGAUUUUUCGCCGAGUAGUCAAAAAUUGCUGAGCCACUUGGAACAGUACGAAAAUAUUGUCAUCAGACGAAUUUUCAUGGGGGACUUUGUGAAAAAUUCGCCUUUGGAAGACUGGUGGGCUAGCGGUAAAUUCAAAACCAGCAAUUGGCCGAAACAUCACAUGUCUGAUGUCCUCCGUUUUUUGACACUUUGGAAAAUCCCUGGGAUUUAUAUGGACCUUGACGUUGUUACGCUUUCCUCAUUUGAAAAUUUGAGAGAUUUUGUUGGAGCUGAGGACUUGGACACAAUCGCAUCUUGCGUGAUGAGUUUCGGGAGCACGGAAAUUGGUCGUAAAAUAGCAGACGCUUGUAUACAUGAUUUAAAAAAUAAUUUUCGAGGUGAUGUUUGGAGAAAUAAUGGGCCUGAUGUCAUCACAAGAAUUCUUCAUAAAAUAUGUCAAGCUGAUAAUAUUGCAAAUAUGAUAGAUAAUUGUCAUGGUUUCACAAUAUUUUCACCAUGGGAAUUUACUCCAAUUUACUAUGACGAUUGGAAAAAAUAUUUCGAAGUAAAAGAUAAAGAUGAAACAUUAAAAUUAAUAAAUGAUUCAUUGGCUAUUCAUACUUGGAAUAAAUUAAGUCAUUCUCAGCCGAUCAAAGUUGGAAGUCCAGUUCCUUAUGGGAUUAUUGCUAAUCAGUAUUGUCCAAAAAUUUACAACAACUGCGGCUUGUGGUUUUAACAUUUAUUUAUUACCUUUGCAUUAAAAAUAUUUAAGUAUUUAUUAAAAAUAAUUAUUUUAAAAACAGAGAUAAAUUAUUUAAUGAACGUUGGCCUGAAAUUGCUGAGUUUAAAUUUUUAAUCUUUCUUUAAACUAAGAGACAUACAAUUAAAUUGUUUUAAUUUUAAUUGUUACAAGACAGCCAGUGAUAAAAA